Molecule: messenger RNA, 255 nt
Organism: Pollicipes pollicipes
Lineage: Eukaryota; Metazoa; Arthropoda; Thecostraca; Pollicipedomorpha; Pollicipedidae
Product: histone H3.3-like
Exons: 2
Coding region: 1-255 (84 amino acids)
Cellular component (GO): nucleosome
Molecular function (GO): structural constituent of chromatin; protein heterodimerization activity; DNA binding
Source: RefSeq, a predicted model, not a curated record
AUGAAAGAGCAGCGUAGCACGGAGCUGCUCAUUCCCAAGCUGCCGUUCCAGCGGCUGGUGCGCGAGAUUGCGCAGGACUUCAAGACGGACCUGCGCUUCCAGAGCAGCGCUGUCAUGGCUCUGCAGGAGGCCAGCGAGGCGUACCUGGUCGGUCUGUUCGAGGAAACGAACCUGUGCGCCAUCCACGCCAAGCGGAUGACCGUCAUGCCCAAGGACAUCCAGCUGGCGCGUCGCAUUCGUGGCGAGCGUGCUUAA